Messenger RNA from Penicillium hordei, 1683 nucleotides. Its product is annotated as LysM peptidoglycan-binding domain-containing protein. The transcript is spliced from 4 exons. Bases 1 to 1683 code for a protein of 560 amino acids. The record is from RefSeq and is a predicted model, not a curated record. NCBI's taxonomy places the organism in Eukaryota, Fungi, Ascomycota, Eurotiomycetes, Eurotiales, Aspergillaceae.
AUGUCUCGUAUACGAAGUCCUGGCGUUUUUCUUUAUGCUUCUCUCUUCCUCGCCGUUGUGACAAAUGCCUUCGUUUUAUUCCCGGCAUCUAAUGCCCCCAAUGACUACUCUGACAACUGUGUCGGCGCCCUCUCUCGGAACAUUACUGAAUGUUCAAAUGCUAUUCCUACGCUGGAUCCAAAUGGAUUUUAUACGGAAAGCUCGUUGGAGCGGUCCUGCACAUCUGAUUGUCGUUCCGCUCUACAAUCAUGGGAGCAGAGUAUUGAGGACUCUUGCAAUGGCGUGACAUAUACCAAUGAUUAUGGAAACACUGUCCCCGUCUCUUCUGUUGCUACUAUGAUCAACUUCAACUUCAACCAAACUUGCUUGAUCAACGAUGGGGAAUAUUGCAACAUUGUCCUUGGAAAUCUGACCAAAGCUUCAGUCAAUGGCUCUUCGGGCCAGAAGGAUUGCAACAAAUGCAGUCUUUUCAAGCUCCGCGAUACCGCCCAAUUUCGAUAUGGGAAUGGCCCUCUGGUGUAUUCCAAGUCGCUGUACCAGAGUUACACAUCUUCGUGUCACUUCACGGGGUAUCCACUGACGGCUAAACCCACUUCGCUACCAAUGUCUACAACGGCUGUGUCUUCUUCCCGGCUCAUAGGCUCCAAAACUUCUUCUGCCUCAGCAGGCCCAACCACGACCUGUGGUGGCUCCAAAUACAACAUCAAAUCUGGAGAUACCUGUAACUCGAUCUCCCUAUCUCAAGGAGUUGCCACCUGGCAGCUUCUUAUGGACAACGAUCUCCCAGCCUAUUGUGCGAAGUUUCCCAAAAAAGGCAGUCUCUGCAUCAAAAACAAAUGUGAUGUAUAUACCGUUCAGAGCGGAGAUACAUGUACCUCUGUGUCUGCUGCACACAACAUCAGCGCUGUACAGCUUCGCUCUUAUAAUCCCUGGAUUGACUCUGGCUGCUAUAACUUCAAUCGCACUAUUGACUCCCAGAUUUGCAUCAAUGAACCAGGCCAGAAGUACGUGCCACCGGCAACCACCACUUCAGUUGCUGGUUCUACUGCAAGCUCUGCUGUUCCAGUUCCGAGCGAUGUAGCUGCCAAUACUACAACCCGAUGCGGAGAGUACUACAAGGUGGGCAAGGGUGAGGAGUGUGAUGUUUUCACUGCCAAAUUUGGAAUUUCUCGGGGCGACUUCGGCAUUCUAAAUCCCGAGGUAAAUGUGAACUGCACCAACCUCCUUGCUAAUACUAGCUACUGUGUUCAGCCAGUGGGAGAUAUCAAUUCCUAUCCCAAUGCUCCAGGGUACACAGGUCCCUCGUCAUCAAUCUCCAAGGUUGCUUACACCAGUUUGCCCGAUGCCACAUACGCCCCCAUCUUUGAGGUCGCUCCUCUAGCCCCACAAACGCGCCAGGGCUGUGAUGCAUAUGCAUCGGGAGCUGAUCUCCAAUAUGACUACGAUGAUGUGUCCCAGUGUGAUAGUGCUAGCUACUUCUACGAUGUUACCGUGGCAAACUUGAUACUGUGGAAUCCGUCUCUACAGAGUACCAGCACUAGCAGUAACUCGUCGACCAACUUGGGAGAUUGUUCCUUUUCUAAGCAGUUCCGCUAUUGCAUGCACUAUCCUGCCCCUAGCGCAACUGGGUCUAUUUCUGGAAGCCGUACCUCUACGCCUCUGCCAACCGCUACCAAACAUUGA